Laetiporus sulphureus 93-53 is the source of this 1188-nucleotide messenger RNA. RefSeq lists its product as uncharacterized. The coding region runs from base 1 to 1188 and encodes 395 amino acids. Gene Ontology annotation, molecular function: L-serine O-acetyltransferase activity; homoserine O-acetyltransferase activity. The record is from RefSeq and is a predicted model, not a curated record. Gene Ontology annotation, biological process: L-homoserine metabolic process. NCBI's taxonomy places the organism in Eukaryota, Fungi, Basidiomycota, Agaricomycetes, Polyporales, Laetiporaceae. The transcript has 8 exons.
AUGCCUGGUGUUCCUAGACAUCUUGCGAGGGUCGCGCAGCGACGCCUCAAGCUCCCGCACACUCUCAUACUCCCUUCUUGUGUCAAAGCCCAUGCCGCCCGGGAGUCACGGCUCCACGCCUCGCAAUUACCCACGCACACUGACACACUGACCUCUCCCACUCUGCACUCAGGACCGGAGCCGCCGUAUGCGAGACCGAAUCCUGCAUCCUACAAAAUUUACCGCUACUCGAAGCCCAUAUCGCUGACGUAUGGCCCCACUCUUCUUGGAUUCGAUAUCACGUACGAGACAUGGGGAGAGUUGUCGCCUGCGAAGGACAACGUCAUCCUGCUCCAUACUGGCUUGUCGGCGUCCUCUCAUGCCGUAUUGACGGAUUUGAACUCUUCUGAAGGCUGGUGGGAGAAGUUCAUCAUAUGCACAAAUGUCCUCGGAGGAUGCUAUGGCUCAACCGGUCCCUCGUCAGUUGAUCCUUCUACGGGGAAGCCGGUUCGCGCACAGUUCUGCUUGCUCAUUCAUCUUGAGAUUGACAAACUCUACGUGAGCAUGGGAUCAUCAGUGGGUGCUAUGCAAAGUUUGGCAGCAGGAUGGCUGUAUCCUGAGCAUAUGGGAAAGGUCGUUAGCAUCAGCGAGACCGCGAGAAGCAGCCCAAGCGCGAUCGCUAUGCGAUUUGCCCAGCAUAGUGAAUGGGUUCUGUUACCACCACAUACGGGCAUGAAGCUGGCUCGACAGAUUGCAGCUGUCACAUAUCGCUCAAGUGCUGAACGGGAUCAGAGAUUCAGCUGUAAAUUGAAGCCGCUUCCUGAGUUAGCAAUAACGCCGGAUGAAUCGUUCUAUGACAUAAAUUCUUUGAUUUACAUUUCCAAGGCCAUGGACGUCUUCGAUCUCACGCGCUCUACAUUUCCCGAGAUCCAUCUCACUCCUCCGGUGCCGUGCAGCCCUCCUCCUCGCCUCCCGCAUUCGAUGUCCUCCCACCCGCCCUCGCCUUCACAUUCUUACUACCAUUGGUCGUUAUUUCACUCGAAGUCACAUCCGCCACCAUCAAACCCGCCAAGACAUUUGCCUGACCUUGCGGAGGGUCUUCACUCUCUAGCAGCAGCGGAGGUUGCGGAUGCACUGAGGAUGACCGAUAAUCGGAUGGUUAGUUAUUAUGAGCUCGGUGGUGUGUGGGACCAUGAUAUCUUCCUGUGA